Cetraspora pellucida is the source of this 456-nucleotide messenger RNA. The record is from the annotation of a GenBank genome assembly. NCBI's taxonomy places the organism in Eukaryota, Fungi, Glomeromycota, Glomeromycetes, Diversisporales, Gigasporaceae.
AUGGUUAUAGCAGUAAUAGGAUUUUGCUGGUUUAACUACUUCAAACGUCGUUAUAUAUUUCGUGAUUCAUCACUUUCACAUCAGGAAACCGGUACUAUCACCUUUCGCGACAUACCCAAAUUUCAAAAUAAUCUCCAAAACAAUCUUCAAAAUAAUUCCAAAACAGUUAUUCUAAUUUUUCAUCACACUGCAAGAUUAACAUCAAAUACUAAAAUACCGUCUCAACGUGUUGAUUCUCCAUCUCUAACUGAAGGCGGAAGUAGUGGAUUUUCUACUGAUGGACUUCCACCACCCAGUGCACGGAUUAUUCCAUUAGAAUUACAAAUGCAAAUUGGAAAAGAAAUUAUGACCCAAAGAGAAGAUUCUCGAAUUUCACUAUUACUAUACCUUGGUUCAAAAUAUAAAUUAUCUGAUCUGCCAUCAACUACUUUAGAUAAUAGACCUUGUAGUUUAUAG